CCAAUUCUCUCUUCUUUUAAUUUCAAUGCACAUUCAUUGCGAGGGGAAAAAAAAGGAAUUACUCAAACCUUAGAAGCCCCUGUAUUGAGCACAUUCAUUCAGCCAUGGAUGAAGAGUAUGAUGUUAUAGUCCUAGGGACAGGUCUUAAGGAAUGCAUUCUCAGUGGUCUUCUCUCCGUUGAUGGACUCAAAGUAUUGCACAUGGACAGAAAUGACUAUUAUGGUGGCGAAUCGACUUCUCUUAAUCUUACGCAGCUUUGGAAACAUUUCAAGGGUGAAGAUAAGCCUCCAGAGCAGCUAGGUGCAAGCAGAGACUAUAAUGUUGACAUGGUUCCAAAGUUCAUGAUGGCCAAUGGCAGUCUGGUUCGUAUUCUCAUUCACACUGAUGUUACCAAGUAUCUUAACUUCAAGGCUGUGGAUGGUAGUUUCGUGUACAACAAGUCAAAAAUUUACAAAGUUCCGGCGACUGAUGUUGAAGCACUGAAAUCACCAUUGAUGGGGCUAUUUGAGAAGCGCCGUGCCAGAAAGUUCUUCAUUUAUGUCCAAGACUAUGAUGAAAACGAUCCAAAAUCUCAUGAAGGACUUGACUUGACUAAAGUAACAGCAAAGGAACUUAUCUCAAAGUAUGGGCUAGAAGAUGAUACAAUUGACUUUAUUGGUCAUGCCUUGGCACUUUACAGCAGUGAUAAUUACUUAGAUCAACCAGCUUUGGAUUUUGUUAAGAGAAUGAAGCUCUAUGCAGAGUCUUUGGCACGGUUUCAAGGAGGAUCCCCUUAUAUCUAUCCACUAUAUGGACUUGGAGAAUUGCCUCAGGCAUUUGCACGUUUAAGUGCAGUUUACGGCGGUACUUACAUGCUCAACAAGCCUGAAUGUAAGAUAGAAUACGGUGAUGACGGGAAAGUUAUUGGCGUAACUUCUGAGGGUGAAACUGCUAAGUGCAAGAAAGUCGUUUGCGAUCCAUCUUAUUUGCCUGAUAAGGUUAAGAAGGUCGGAAAAGUUGCGCGUGCUGUUUGCAUAAUGAGCCACCCUAUUCCAGAUACCAAUGAUUCUCAUUCAGCUCAGGUUAUUGUGCCUCAGAAGCAACUUGGUCGUAAAUCAGACAUGUACCUUUUUUGUUGCUCAUAUGCACAUAAUGUGGCUCCCAAGGGAAAAUUCAUUGCUUUUGUUUCAACAGAAGCCGAGACCGACGACCCCAAGGUAGAGUUGGAGCCCGGAAUUAAGCUACUUGGACCUGUAGAUGAGAUAUUCUACGACAAUUACGACAGAUAUGAGCCGACUAAUGACCAUACAGCCGAUAACUGCUUCAUAUCUGCUAGUUAUGACCCAACAACACACUUCGAAACCACUGUGAAUGAUGUGAUCCAGAUGUAUACUAAGAUUACUGGAAAAACUCUUGAUUUAUCAGUGGACCUGAGCGCUGCAAGUGCCACCGAAGAAUGAAAAAUCUUGGAAUUCUUUUUGUGCUGUCUCAUGCAAAAGCAUUUCCAUUGUCUCUUUUAUGUUUCAUAUUUUUUUUAGAUUAUGCAGAACUCAAAAAGUAAAUUUAUUUUUUUCUAUAUAAUAAUUCUUUUUCUUC
Gossypium raimondii (Peruvian cotton) is the source of this 1575-nucleotide messenger RNA. Its product is annotated as guanosine nucleotide diphosphate dissociation inhibitor At5g09550. Gene Ontology annotation, cellular component: cytoplasm. The coding region runs from base 105 to 1439 and encodes 444 amino acids. Gene Ontology annotation, molecular function: Rab GDP-dissociation inhibitor activity. Gene Ontology annotation, biological process: vesicle-mediated transport; small GTPase-mediated signal transduction; protein transport. The record is from RefSeq and is a predicted model, not a curated record. Lineage: Eukaryota; Viridiplantae; Streptophyta; Magnoliopsida; Malvales; Malvaceae. The transcript is spliced from 13 exons.